Lactuca saligna is the source of this 1635-nucleotide messenger RNA. The record is from the annotation of a GenBank genome assembly. Lineage: Eukaryota; Viridiplantae; Streptophyta; Magnoliopsida; Asterales; Asteraceae.
CAUGAUUUGGUACAAGAAAUGGCACACUACAUUGUUAGAAGGGAACACCCCAAGAAUCCUGAAAAACAUAGUAGAGUUUGGAAAGUGGAAGAUGUUUUAAAAAUAUGCUCUAUGGAUGCAAUGAUGAACCUUGACAAGAUUGAAGCUAUAGGUGUUUCGUGUUUUUGGAGUGUUGAAUCACAACGUGCUCUUCAAAUCGCUGCAAACAUGAAGAAACUUCGUUGGAUUGAUUUGAAUCAGAAAUAUGUUUCGAAGAAACUAUUGGUUGUGACUCCACUAUCAUUAGUUAUAAUGCCAGAAAGUUUUCCACCAAGGGACCUUUGCUGUCUAACAUUGAAAAACAUCAAUGCAAAUCAACUUUGGGAUGGUUACAAGUUUCUACCAUACUUGAGAAUGAUCAAACUUGAUAGCCUGGAUAAACUAAUGGAGACACCAGAUUUUGAGGGGCUUCCAAACCUUGAAACAUUCAUGGUUUAUGGAUCUUCACUUUUAAAACAAAUCCAUCCAUCAUUUGGACAUUUGCAAAAGCUUGUUUGUGUGGACAUAAGGAAUUGUGGCAAUCUUAAGAUGGUUCCACCCAUUACCCAGUCAACGAAACUCGAGACCAUUGUACUCUCAUGGUGCACAUUAAUUUUUAAUCUUUCAAACAUCCAACAAAUUAAUUUGGAGAAUAUUGUACCUCGCAACAUGAACCACAUAGGUGUAUGGUUUUCUAGUGGAUGCUUAAGAAAACUGGUUCUCAGCAACUGCAGUCUGACAGAUGGAGACAUCAAUUCGGCUGCUGGUUGGGAAUUACCCAAUUUGCUAGAACUCGAUCUAGAAGGAAAUGGAUUUGUCCGGUUGGAUUUUAGUCUCUUGCUACUUCCUCAGCUCAAACGGCUGAACGUGUCAUGGUGCAAACAACUUGUAGAAUUGUUAGAGUUGCCAUCAAGUAUAGCUGUUGUUAUAGCGGGUUGGUGUUCGUCACUUAAAAGCUUUGGAAAUAUUUCAAACUGUAAAUGGUUGUGGCAAGUCUCAGUUUGGGGGUAUACCAAACUUGGUGCACUUUGUGGUGACAUAUUACUAAACUCCAUGCUCCAGGGAAACGCCAGAGAUUACUUUAUCAGUAUCAACCUUUCGGGCGAUGACAUUUGGAGGAGGGCGUCUGUACUUUGGGUUGUUUGGAUGAAGACUUAUAAUAUGCUGCUUCCACAUGAUUGGUGCAAUCACUUUUCUGGGAUUUUGAUGUUUGUCAAACCCGAGGUGACAUUUGAAGGGUUCCCUGACAUAACCAUCAAGAUGGGUGUACAAGACGUUUGUCAGUCUGAGCUUGAUGAUCAGGAGUAUAAUGAAACACUCGAGACUCAUUAUGAUCAGAUAUUUGUAGGAUAUGUUUCCUUUAGUUCAUUGAGACACACUGGAUGCUUGAAUUCAACAUACAAUACCAUUUCAUUUUCCUUGGACAAUGAGUAUUUGUAUGGAGGUGAGCUUAGGUUUAGGGCUGUACUUGUUCCUAAAGAUGAUCCGAUGCAAACACCAAAAGUCCCAACAGAUUCCUCAGAAUUUUGGGAUGGGGAAUUUGAUUACAGAAAGACAUUUACCAUACAACAUGAUUCAAACUCCUCUAUCAAGAUUUUAUGGAAAUGUCGGCUUUGA